AUGCCGUGGAAGCCGCUCACUUCUGUCCUCUUCGCCGUUGCCGUCUACCCCUUCAAAGCCACCCAACCCGACGAUCUGCCGCUGCAGGUUGGAGACUGCCUGUACAUUAUUGAACAGGGUGGUAGCGAUGGUGAAUGGUACCGAGGGUACUUGGUUGGCUUCCCGUCAUUGCUCGCUGGCUUGACCAGCGCGAAGGGAAGACAGCUGGAUGCGAGAGUCUUUACAGGCGUCUUCCCACGAAACUGCGUGGAGGAGCGCGAGGUAAUGGAUGACGGCAAGCAGAAUGGCACAUCCGAUGCGGCGCAUGAGGAUGUGGGUGGGAACGGCAUGGAAAUGCGAGAGCGCAGAAAGAGUCAGGCGGAGUAUGCGCGCAGACUGAGCAGGGCACUGAGUCGAAAACGAAGCAUACACGAUAUCACGAAGAAGGCGCCUACUAGGUUGAUACCAGACGAGCCAGUUCCUCGCCUACCAAAUGCGCCGAAGCCUCCCGCUCCUGUGCCGACUUUGCGAGUGGGCGAUGAGACUGGGUUGUCGGCUCAAGAGCCGCUCGUGGAUGAGAUAGCGUCCUGCUUGCGCGAGUGGCAUGAUGCGCGGCUGCAUGAGCUCAUCCUUGCACGAGGUUACAGCCAGCUGGCGCGCGUCGCAGACCUCAUCAAGCGCGUAGACAUCAGCAGGAAGCAGCUGAUGCACGAUGUGAUGACUCUAAAGGAGCUCAACAAGCUGCGUGAGGAUACCGUGUGGGACCUGGUCGCCGGCAACAAGAUGCUCAGCGACGAGGUCAUUGUGCGUAGCCCGACCGAGAAGGGGCGCAUACUUACAGCAGAGGAUUCGGUGAUUGAAAUGACAAAGCUGCAGGCUAAUAUGAGCAUUCUCGACCGGCCGCCGAAAGCCUCAGUCGACAAACAUAUGCUGUACCAUGUGCUGGUAGACGUGCGUAAUCUAGUUUGUGAGUCAACGGAGGCGGCGACGGUGCAGAUGUACCUGUGCACCAAGGAGUUUGGUGAGAAGCCUAGGCCUUUGAGUGAGAACUACGCUAUCUCUAUACCGCUGCCUCAAGGACCUGCGCAGACACCAGAAGAAGAUACUAAGACUCUAUUCGUCAAUCUUAGCCCCGCCGACAUCGGUCUAGGCUCCGACACAAGCUCACUAUAUGUGGUCUUCAAGUUGCUCAAAGAGGAGCCUGUACGGCAGCAGUUAAGCGGUCAGACAUACUUGGCUAAUCAAGCCAACACAUCCACCUCCACAACCUCGAAUGCGCAGAAGCAUGGUAGUAUGCGAGGUCGGCGAAGCGUCUUUGGAAGCCAGAGGAAGAAGGACGGCCACCAGCGAAACACCUCCGAGUCCACUAGCAGACCUGACACGGCCGCCUCUGAGUUGUCUGAGGCACAGCGUUCGAGCGAGUCGACUUCAGAGCCGCCUGCGUCGGCUGAGAUUAAGACCGUCAAACGCACUGUAGGCGUGGGAGCUAUCGAUAUCGGUUCGCUAGCCCGCAAUCAGUCCGAACUGGAGCGUCACGUCACCAUGUGGUCGCCCUCGCAGCCACAGGACGACAGGGGCGACGAGAAUGAGGACUGGCUUGAGGUCGUCCGCGAACUAAUUCGUAGCCCCACGGGCAGCUUUUCGCGGGUAGAUCUGGUUAAGCGCUUCGACAUCUUCGUGACAGCUUUCGCUUCGGCUGAUUUGGAUGGCCUCGUCCGCAACACGCCAACCUUGCUGCACAAUGUGCACAUGACGGAGAAGCUGGGCUUCAGUGGUGUGCCGUCCCACAAGCGCAGCGAUAUCUACCUCACCCUUACGGAACCUUUAGUCCCACGCAACGCACAUCUUGCACAUUCGAAGUUCGGGAAUGUUCCACUCACGCAACGAUGUCAGUCCAUCCUCGCGAAUCUGCAGCUCACCCUGGAGGUACGUAGGGCGGAUGGCGAGCGCAUCGAUGAUUGCAUCUUCACGGCGUCCAACCACCAAGGCCAUACCGCGUGGCGUACGACAGGCGUCGAACGCGGCGAGGGCUGGAAUCAGACCAUCAAGUUGGCCGUGCCGCCGGAAGAUGUACCAGGAAGUCACAUCGUAAUGAGCAUUGCCGACUCACCAAACUUCCCUUUCGCGCUUGCCUGGGUGCCUCUGUGGGAGGGCGAUGCUUUCGUCCGAGACGGUGACCACUCGGUGGCUCUCUACGUCUACGAUGAGUACUCCUCGAGCAUAGUGGGCGGCAGAGGUGCGUACCUUGCCCUCCCACCAUGGCAGGACAAGCGUGAUACCGCAAGUGCAAAUGCCGCCACUGUCUCCUUGCGGACUUAUCUUUGCAGCACGGAGUACUCGCAGGAUCCGACACUGCUUGGUCUGCUCGAGUGGCGCAAUCUAUACGGCUCAAAGCUUAUCGAACUCCUUGAGCGCUUCGCUUUCGUGCCCGAGAUUGAAAUUGUCAAGCUUCUAAGCGAAGUGUUCGCUGCGCUCUUUGAAGUUCUACAUGAGUAUGCCCAGAACGAAGACUACGAAGAUAUUAUUUUCUACAACUUGGUCGUUGUGCUUAGCAUCGCCCGAGACCGUCGCUUCAACUUGCAUAACGUCAUCGAAGACUACGCACAGACGAGGCAUGACUGGCCAUACGCAAGCAAGUGCCUCAUGUCUGCCUACCAUCGACUGGUGACGAAUCCUUUGGAUCCGGAAGCGUCACGCAAGUUGCGUGCCACCCUUAAGGUGGGUGACUACAUGCUUAAACUCAUCAUCGAGACAAGCAAAAGGCCUCCCCCAAGUCACGACGAAGACGGUAUGGUGAAUGGUGAUGCUAAGGAACGCCAUCCGGAGCUCGUGCACGACCUGCAGAAACUCUUCGUUGCGCUUAUGGCACUCAUGCGCAACCGCAUGCCUGUAUUGCUCGGCACACAGACGCUCGUCAUCCAGCACUUCCAUACUUGGCUGCCAGAACUCGGUUCGCUUAUGGGGCCUACCGACAUCAUGGAGAUUGCGACCAACCUGCUUGACGCAUGCGCUAAUGCACAAGGCAAGAUGAUCCUAUACCGACUGAUUCUGAUUAUCAACUACAGCCAUCUAGACAUCUUCAAGCCAGCCGAGAUCCGUACGACGCUCAUUGCGAACACAUUCCGCUGGCUCGCGCCGUACUGGGGCGAUGCGCCCGAAGUGACUGAGCAGUGGCAUAACCAAGUCCGGCUCUGUUGCAGCGUCGUUGCAGCGCAGAUGGAAGAGUUGGGCGAGGAAAGCUGCCAGUAUGUGCCCAAGCUCGUCGAGUCUUACACUGUACUGCAGAAGGAAACGCGACCGCCAAAGCGAACAUUUAGCAUGCUGUUUCCUACGACCUACCCAUUCCCAUUCAAGUCAACUCCGGUCGAGACGCUCGUCGACGAAGCGAUGCUUGAGAUAUCCGCUUUGCUGGCUGCGGCCCUGAGUAGCCAGAAUCGGCUAUACUUUGAUGCCAACCAAAUCGACAUUCCGGGCGUGCUUCUGCAAGCCUUGAAGGUCGGUCAGAGCGUCCUCGGUUGCGAAGCCUUUCCGCGCAGCUGGUUGAGCUUGCAUGUUAGCCACCAUCGCUUCGCAAUGACCGCGCUCGAAAGAAUAUCCGAGGUGCUUGUUGACACCCUACCGGACGUCUUCGCGCCCGACGAGGCCGAAGCCAUCGAUUUCGACACGGGCAUCUGGCGCACAUUCUUCGACACGCUGUUUGCCGCUGUCAGCAGCUCAGCUCUCGCGAUGGAGACGUUCCCGGAGCAGAAGCGCAGGGCAAUCUGGAAGAUCGCGGGCGAUGUUCGGGAGCUUGGCGCGAACUUGCUUCGAAAGACCUGGACUGCCAUUGGCUGGGAGGUGGACGAGGAUAGCCACAAGCUGCACGGCUUCGAACGUAUGGGUGGUUACCAAGUCCAAUUCGUGCCGGAGCUUAUUGCGCCGAUUGUCGAGCUGUGCCUUAGCGUACAUGCCAGUUUACGAAGUGUGGCAGUUGAGGUUCUGCGAACGAUGAUCAUCAGUACGUGGGAGAUUGAUCAAGAACUCGCAGUGAUCCAAACGGCGAUGAUUGAUUGCCUUGACAAGCUCUGCAGAACUAAGGCAGUCACCGAGUCCUAUCUUCAGAAGGCAUUCGUCGAAGAGAUGCUUGAGCAAUUUCGGCCGCUGCAGCACACUGUCGAGGACAGCCUGUACAACGCGGUCGUGGAGAUGUUCGGUAAAAUCGGAGAUCUACUCGGCAUGUUGGCUAGCGUCCAUCAAGGCGACGGUAUCAAUGAGUCCACGAAGAUCAUGGAUACGCUUCGGUUGAUGGAAUUCCUGAAGGAUCUGCAAAGCGAGGAGGCUUACAUCCGCUACGUGCACCAGCUCACAGAACUACAAGCUGCGGCCGGCAACCAUACCGAGGCCGGGCUGGCACUACGUCUGCACGCCGACCGGUAUCCAUGGGAUCCAUUGACAGAUGUUGAGGAGAUGUCGGAGCCGAAGCUGCCCGCUCAGACGGCAUUUGAGCGGAAAGAGGCUUUAUACUUCGAGGUUUGCCAACACUUUGAGAAGGGUCAGUCAUGGCAACGAGCGCUCGGUGCGUACAAGGAGCUCGCUUUGCAAUAUGAGCUCAACACCUUCGACUUCUCGAAACUUGCGAGAGCACAGCGCGCGAUGGCCAGCAUCCAUGAGCGCAUUGCGAGAGGCGACCGCGUCAGUCCACGCUACUUCCGCGUAGUGUACAGAGGCCUUGGCUUUCCUAUCAGCUUGCGCGAGAAAGAGUAUAUCUUCGAGGGCAAGGCUUCUGACCGCCUCCAGACGUUCGAGGACCGCCUGCACCAAUUCUAUCCGGAGGCGCAGAUCGUUCGCGGUGCCGUGGACAUGGAUGGCGAGGGCCAGUAUUUGCAAGUCUUCGCCGUCAGUCCACACAAAGAUUUGGGUCACAUGGUCUACCAGCGCACCAAGGUAUCGCAAGCGGCGCGGGAACAUGCAAUGUUGUCGAAUCCGCAAAAGUUCACCGUGACGACGCGGCAACCUGCGGUAGAUGUGCCGCUUACAGAGCAGCAGGUGGAGAAGACUAUCUACACUACAGCCGAGCCGUUCCCGACCAUCCUGCGACGAAGUGAGAUCGUAACAACAAAGAACAUGACACUUUCACCGAUUGAGGCUGCCAUCGAGCGUACGACACGGAAGACGCAGGAGCUACUUGCGCUUGCGAAGCGAAUCUCUAGCGGCGAGAGUGAGAAUGCGGUGAUGUCACAGCUCUCUGAGGCGUUACUUCUGUCCGUCGACCCAGACUCCGACACCAGCGUGGCGCGGUACAGGGUCCUUUUGCCUGCUUCUGAAGUGCCCGAGACUAGUUCGGUAGAGGUCGACCCGAAGGUGCCGGAGAAGACAGCCGAUCCACCUUUGAACCAAAUGCAAAGUGCGCUCAAGGUAGCGCUGCUGGAUCAUGCGCUCGCGAUCAGACGUUGCUUGGGCUUGUAUAGCAGGUCAGCCUUCUUGGCAACCAAGCAGCAACUCAUCCCACGCUUCGAAGCAUCCUUUGAGCACGAGCUCGCACAGCUCUUCCCUGGAAGUGCAGGCUUAAUGCUAGAACCCAGUCCGCGUAGCACAAUGAUUGAUCCGGAUCUUCUGGUUGAGCAGCAAGCCCAAGCUGGCGCGCAGGCAGACGGAGCAGCUAACCAGCCAACCUCAGUGGAAGAGCAAGCUCAGCCCGGCCGCCGCCGAUCGUCUUUGCCCUGGCUGCUGAAGCGGAACUCGUCUUCGCGCCUCAACAAGCACCAAGCCAACGGCACAAGCGACGGCAGCGAUAAGGCUGACGAGCGCUCACACUCUCGGCAACGCAGCCGCAGUCGCCUGCGUGAUAACAGUCUUACGCGCAGACUUAGUUUCUUCCGCAAUACCGAGGACAAGCUGCAGGAUAAGGAGGGCGGUGAUGGUAGGCACCUGAAGAAGAGGCUGAGCUUCUUGAAAGGGUCCGGCGGCGCUCAGACGACUGCGACUACAGUGACGAAUGGGGAGCAAUAG
Messenger RNA from Baudoinia panamericana UAMH 10762, 5967 nucleotides. RefSeq lists its product as uncharacterized. Gene Ontology annotation, molecular function: small GTPase binding; guanyl-nucleotide exchange factor activity. Bases 1 to 5967 code for a protein of 1988 amino acids. The record is from RefSeq and is a predicted model, not a curated record. Gene Ontology annotation, cellular component: cytoplasm; plasma membrane. Gene Ontology annotation, biological process: small GTPase-mediated signal transduction. Lineage: Eukaryota; Fungi; Ascomycota; Dothideomycetes; Mycosphaerellales; Teratosphaeriaceae. The transcript has 2 exons.